GACUCUCGUGUGCUCGCCUCGCCAAAUCUAUCUAUCAGUUUUUCUCUCUUCCCUACGAGUGCAUCCUCCAGAAGUUAGUUGGCUCGUUUUUGUCAUCUCGAUAUCCAGUAAUAAAUCGUGCAAAAAGAGCAAGAAAACAACAGCCAUGCACUCGAACAAUUUGAUCACGUACGGCGCGGUGAUGGGCGUCUUCUUUCUGCUCGAGGGUAUCUCGCACUCGGUGAGCUGCACGAGCACCUCGUCGACGGGUCUGUUCUACAGGCCGGACAAAUUGUACACGGCUCCGGGACCGGGUAAACGGGCCCUGCUGGACAGUGCCGAGGACGCGCAGCAGCAGCAGCAGCAGCGCCUCGAUAGGUACAACGUAAUCGUGCGUUCGUUGAUGCAGCGUCUGCCCAAGUAUUUGCCGAUCCAUUGGUUCGCGUUCAAAUCGACGACGAAGAAGUCGGCCGUUUACGAGCAGCAACAGCAGCCGGCCCCGGAUGGAAUAAUCCUGCUGAAGGACGUGCAGCAGGUUGAUCGGAGCAGCAUCAGCAGCAACGACGACGAGAUAAAUAACAAUAACAACAACAGCGGGGGAGUAGACGACGGCGUCGGCGAGCUGUCGAGCGACGAUAUGUUCAAAGCUGAAAACAUGGUGUCAUUCUUCUGA
Molecule: messenger RNA, 652 nt
Organism: Trichogramma pretiosum
Lineage: Eukaryota; Metazoa; Arthropoda; Insecta; Hymenoptera; Trichogrammatidae
Exons: 2
Coding region: 146-652 (168 amino acids)
Source: RefSeq, a predicted model, not a curated record